AUGAGUAUGGAAAAACUCCGGAAGCAGCGAAGUUUGCUGAAGGGAAAAAUGACUACCAUCAGAAACUUCAUCAUCAAGGCCACGACUGAGACAGCGCCCGAGGAGGUCACAGCACGUCUUCAGGCUGUGGAAGAAAUAUACGCAAGAUUCCAAGGAAUAUCAGAGCAAAUCCUGACCAUUGACGAGGCCGAUCCUGCUGAUCAGGCCGAAGACAAUGAAUUCGAUGAACGAUAUUACAGCACUAAAGCAGCCUUAGCACAAUUAUUGGACAAGCUCAAGCCACGGUCGGGGGAACCGUCGGUCAGCGGCACACGCGGUUCAGCAGGCGAUACAAAAAUAAUGCAAAUCUUGGAACAACAAGCAAAUCUAAUACAAAAAUUAGCUGAGCGUAAUGACAAUGAAACGCUGGCGCGCACACUGGAGCAUCAAGGUCAAUUGCUGGAAAGAGUGAACACGCAGUCAAGCACGUCCGUACGAGAAGCUCAUGUAAAAUUACCAACAAUGAAAUUACCAACAUUCGAUGGAAAUAUAGAGGAGUGGAAGAGAUACUCCGACACAUUCAAGACACUGAUUCAUGACAGCGAGUUAUCCGACGUGCAGAAACAUCAAUAUCUUGUCGGAUCAUUGAGCGGUUCAGCGGCUAAGAUUAUUGAGUCCAUCGAAAUCUCUGGAGACAAUUAUUUCAUUGCCUGGGAAUUAUUAAGGGAACGAUACGACGACAAAAAGGGUAUCAAGAAACGACACAUGCAAUGCUUACUAAACGAGCUACCUAAAAUAAGGCAAGAAUCGGCGGACACGAUACAGGAAUUGGUGGAUCACGUGCAAAAACAUUUGCGAGUAUUGCAAGCAAUGAAGCUUCCCACAGACCAAUGGGGAGAUAUAAUAAUUUUUCUCAUCGAGAAGAACUUGGACAGCACGACUAGAAGACGCUGGGAAGAACAUAUUGAGGAUAAGGAAAACAUAACGACAAGUACAAUGAUGGAAUUUCUUCGGCGGCAUAGCCAGCUGUUGCGACGGGCGGCUGAUGAUAGCGAGACUGGCACGUCAAGAAACAGUGUCGGCAAGGACAAUUCGGACAAACAGCGAACAAGCACGAAGGUACGAAACAAUGCGGCACUGGCAACAACAACGCGGGAAGGAAGAUGUUAUCUUUGUCAAGGACAGCAUCUCAUUUACGGUUGUGCGGGUUUCUUGAAUUUGUCUGUCGAGGAUCGAAUCAAGGAAAUCAAGCGGUUGCGACUUUGUCUGAAUUGCCUGCGACCGGAUCAUUUCUCUAGACAUUGCAGGUCCAGUUCCUGUAGGGAAUGCGGCGAGCGGCACAAUACGCUAUGUCACAUAAAGAGAGGACCACUCGGUUCAUCGGCGGAGUUGACGAGGAGUUCAUCAGAGGAUUCGAGCGAGGCAUCCGUUGGUGCCACGCUUUGCUCGAUGGCGAGUACCGAGGGCAGGUUGAGGACGAUCGACCUUAGAUCAUCUGAAGGUGCAUACCAUCGGCGUGUUAAGGACCAGCGUAAGCGUAUCUUAAUGGCAACGGCCAUCGUGAAUGUUGCAACGGCGAGCGGCGAUCUUAAAUUGCGAGUAUUAUUAGAUAGCGCGAGCGAGCUCAAUUUUGUCACGUCUGCAGCAUGCAGGAGAUUGAAUUUGAAUUUAGAUAACAUUCAAGAACAUAUCAGUGGGCUGAGCGAUAUGAAAUGUACGAUAAAUCACGGUUGUAGACUUUCAAUCAGUUCGCGAAUGUCAAAUUUCAAUUUAAAUUUAUAUUGUUUAGUAGUUCCUCAAGUGACUAAGAAUCUGCCGUCGUUCUCAAUCCAAUCAUCAAAGUUAUUAAUUCCUGAAAAUCUUAAAUUAGCUGAUCCGUUAUUUUUCAAGCCGGGUCAGAUCGAUGCACUUAUUGGUGGCGAAUUCUUUUUGCAGUUGUUAGACCACGGGAGAAUUGAGCUCGGUAACGGUUUGCCGAUUUUGCAGAGCACAAAGUUCGGAUGGAUUAUCGCGGGCUCAGUGCCAUCACAUUUGAUCGUCAGUCGUGCGACCGAUCGUCCGUGGCCGAGCGAUCAAGGGUGUUUAUUAAUUCAGCAGGAAUCGAUCGAGGAUACGAUAAAGAGAUUUUGGGAAUUGGAAGAAUACCGCGAUAACAAGAAGCGAUUAUCUAGGGAAGAAGAAAGCUGUGAAAAUCAUUUCAUAAACACAACAAGUCGAGACGCGUUGUCCGGACGGUUUGUCGUGCGACUGCCCUUUCGUGAAAACAAGCGUCUGUUGGGUCGAUCGAGAGACAUCGCAGUGAAACGAUUAGAGUAUUUAGAACGUAAAUUUCAGAGAAAUCCAGAAUUUCGCGAUCGAUAUGCCGAGUUUAUGCGCGAAUACGUUAACUUAAAUCACAUGUCUAUUUGUGAAACCGACAAUGCUUCGAACGCAGUAUAUUUACCGCAUCACGGCGUGGUGCGCGAGUCAAGUCUAACAACAAAACUACGAGUGGUAUUCGACGCAUCCGCAAAAACCACUUCCGGUAUUUCGCUAAAUGACACAUUAAUGGUAGGAGCAACCUUACAGGAUAGCAUAAUCGACAUUGUUAUGCGUUUUCGUAUGCCGGCCGUCGCGAUUACCGCAGAUUUACAAAAAAUGUAUCGGCAAAUAUUGUUACAUUCAAAUGAUCGCGACUAUCAAAGAAUUUUAUGGCGUUUUUCUCCGAGCGACCCGAUAGGCGAAUAUAGACUAAAUACAGUUACCUAUGGUCAGGCAUGCGCGCCAUUCUUGGCUGUUCGUUGCGUGCAGCAGUUGGCGAGGGACGAAGGUGCUCAAUUCAGCAAUGCAUCAGGAGUAUUAUUGAAUGAUCUAUACAUUGAUGAUAUCAUAACGGGAGUCGAUUGCGAAAAUCAAGCGGUAGAGCUAGUUGCACAGCUUGAGGCAUUGCUGAAUAAGGGAGGAUUUAGGCCUCACAAAUGGCGUACAAAUAGCGAAAAAUUAAUACGAGACUUGCGAGCGAACAAUCGAGCGGAGGAGUCGUCAGCGCUAGCGAUCGAGUCGGGCACUAUAAAGACGUUAGGAUUAAAUUGGUGUCCGAAGGCGGACAUGUUUCAAUUUUCAAUGGAUUUUGUGAAGAGUCCCGUUUCAACUAAGCGUGAGGUUCUCUCAACGAUUUCAAGAUUGUUUGAUCCGCUUGGGAUGGUCGGUCCUAUAUUGACUCGAGCAAAACUAAUUAUGCAGGAAACGUGGGUGUCGGAUUUGGACUGGGACGAACCAUUGACAGACAAUCUUCGUAAGGCAUGGGAUGCGUAUGUGGAGGAUGUGCGUGGGGUCGGUUCGAUCCGCGUACCGCGCAGAGUCAUUCAAUGCCCCAAUGCGAUGCGCUUCCGUUUACAUGCAUUUUGCGACGCGUCAAUGAAAGCUUAUGGAGCUUGCAUUUACUUGCAGUCGAGCGAUGGCAACGGUGGAUCGAGUUCCCUUUUGUUAUGUUCAAAAUCGCGUGUGGCACCGGUCAAAAGUAAGACCAUUACAUUGCCGAGGCUCGAAUUGUGUGGCGCUGUUGUCCUGGUUAGAUUGCUUCAGGGUGUGAAACGAGCCAUCAAGAUCAAGCUCGACGAAGUGCAUGCAUGGAGCGACUCUACGAUAGCUCUUGCGUGGAUCGCCGGCGAUCCGUCGCGUCAAAAAACAUUCGUUUCCAAUCGAACAGCCGAAAUACAGUCGGUUCUUCGGCCCGAGUAUUGGCAUCACGUCGACGGAGGUGAAAAUCCCGCGGAUCUAAUUUCAAGAGGUACUGACUUGACGACUUUAAGACAGAGUAAAAUUUGGUGGGAGGGUCCGAAUUGGCUGUCGCGUUUUGCGGAUUGUAAACAGCGAGAAGCACAGUCGCUAGGUCUUACCAAGGAGGAUGAAGAAUUUAUCCAGUCAGAACAGAAGUCGGUUAAUCGAGUUUUCGUGAGCACCGGCGAUGAAACUUCCGUCAUAGAUUCCUUGCUGAGAGGUCACUCUUCCUUAUCUAGGGUCGAACGAGUCUUGGCAUGGAUAGUCAGAUUCGGACGCAACGCGCGAUUGAAGCAUGAUGAACGUAAGUUUGGACACAUCUCCACAGCCGAGAUUCGUGACGCGCACCUGUUGUUAAUUAUAGCGAUACAAAAAACUCAUUUUGCCGACGCGACGGCUAAAUUAGUAGCGAGAAAGCCAAUUACAACUAGUAGCAAUUUACUAUCGCUUAGUCCCUUUGUGGAUGAAAGGGGAGUCCUCAGGGUGGGCGGUAGGAUUCAGAAUUCACAGUUACCAUUUGAAACUAAACAUCCAAUUGUUUUACCGUCGAAUAAUAAAUUUACGCAAAUGUUAUUUGAGAGAGAACACCGAAGAUUGAUGCAUAUAGGUCCACAAGCAUUAUUAUAUUCGAUUCGAGAGAAGUAUUGGCCACUCAAGGGAAAAAACAUCGCAAGGGGGAUUGUGCAUAAUUGCAUAACUUGCUCCCGCAAUAAACCAAGGCUGUUAUCGCAAGUUAUGGGACAAUUGCCCGCGGACCGAGUAACGCCAAAACGACCGUUUUUUGUAAUCGGAGUAGAUUUUGCCGGGCCUAUUACAACGCUACUCAAUCGCGGCCGUGGAAGAAAAACGAACAAAUCUUAUAUCUCACUAUUUGUAUGCUUUACAACCAAAGCAAUGCAUCUCGAGGCGGUCAGCGAUCUUAGUUCGGCGUCCUUUGUAGCCGCUUUGAGACGUUUCGCCGGACGUCGGGGUUACCCUCAGCGGAUCUAUUGUGAUAACGCAACAAAUUUCGUCGGGGCGAAAGGCGAGCUUACCGAGAUGUAUCAGUUAGUCGAAAAGGAAAAUCGUGAAAUAAUGGAUGAAUUUUGCAUUCCGAAUAAUGUGGAUUGGAAUUUUAUUCCUCCGUCAUCUCCUCACAUGGGAGGACUAUGGGAGGCCGGCGUGAAGUCGUGCAAAUUUCACUUAAAGCGUGUCAUCGGAGAAAGUUUAUUAACGUUCGAGGAGUUAAGUACAGCAUUAACACAGGUUGAGGCAUGUUUGAAUUCGCGUCCGAUUUGCCGGAUGCCAUCGACAGCCGCGGAUCUUCAACCUCUUACACCAGGACAUUUUUUGAUAGGUGGUCCGCUGGUUGCUCUUCCGGACAUCGAUGUGACCGAUGUGCCAAUUAACCGACUCGAUCGCUGGCAGGCGGUUCAGAGAAUUGCGCAAGAUUUUUGGAAACGGUGGAGUAGAGAGUAUUUAACCUCUCUGCAGGGUAAGACUAAAUGGACUAGCGAGCGAAAUAAUUUGUUAAUCAAUGAUAUUGUUAUGAUUCAAGAUAACAACGCGCCACCAUUAAGAUGGAAAUUAGGAAGGGUUAUAGAAACCCAUAAGGGAACUGACAAUAAAGUGCGUGUCGUAACUCUGAAAACAGCAAAUGGAACCUGUAAGCGAUCCAUCAACAAAUUGUGUAAACUUCCUGUAUCCGACGCGGCAAUGCAUCCAUGCCUAUCAUAA
Molecule: messenger RNA, 5454 nt
Organism: Monomorium pharaonis (pharaoh ant)
Lineage: Eukaryota; Metazoa; Arthropoda; Insecta; Hymenoptera; Formicidae
Exons: 1
Coding region: 1-5454 (1817 amino acids)
Biological process (GO): DNA integration
Molecular function (GO): nucleic acid binding
Source: RefSeq, a predicted model, not a curated record